This is a messenger RNA of Apis laboriosa (Himalayan honeybee), 3405 nucleotides long. RefSeq lists its product as uncharacterized. The transcript is spliced from 5 exons. The record is from RefSeq and is a predicted model, not a curated record. NCBI's taxonomy places the organism in Eukaryota, Metazoa, Arthropoda, Insecta, Hymenoptera, Apidae. The coding region runs from base 1656 to 3383 and encodes 575 amino acids.
UUCUACAUUUAUUAAAACAUCGAUGAAAACAUAUAUUAUUGAUGAAGUCGAGAAAAAACGUAUCGCAGAUACUUUUCCUGCCCUCGAUUCUUAAUUAUUAUUUCUAUUUCAAACUUUUUUCUCGAAACAUUGGAAAUCCUUCGUUGAAAUUGAAGAUUUCUUUAUCACGCAGUUUUAAGUUAUCUCUAUAAGAGUUUCGAUUUUUUAAAAAAAACUCUAUCUCGUCCAAUUUAUGUUCUUUUUUUUUAAUUCUUCUAUCGACUUCCACCCUUUUGAGAUGACUUUUCGGCCGUUAACGCGACAUUCGCUAACACUGUACGAGUUAACAGUGUGCACGAAGAGUGAAAGAUAAAGAGCAUGUUUGUGAUCGAUACGCAUUUGUGUUGGAGCAGCUGUUACGAUUGGGGCACGCGUCCCAACGGUCGCAGCAGCUGCCCAGAAAGUUAUCUAUAGUACCCUCGACUGGAGUUCUUUUACGAUACGCGGCAUGAUAAUCUCGAUUUAUUUAUCAAUAAAUUGCAUUUUUCGCGUCUACUUUAAAAAAAAAUAAAACUUCGUAGAUCGUUAAAUUGUCGUGAAUUUUUAUCGACUCUAACGUAUCAAAUGAAAUUAUUCCAUGCUCGAUUUUACUCGUUUAUCGCGAGAUCGAGUUUUCCAAUACCCUCCAAUGUGCUCCGCGAUGUUCAACUUCGAUUCGAUUUCACAAAAUCGUUCGAUCAAUCGAAAUUCAUUUGGAGCGGGAUUUAAAAUUUAAAUGUCGCGGAUGGAGCGGGAGGGGAGCGCAGCAAAGGUCGUAUAAAUUCUUGAACAUACUGUAGAGGAUAGCAGUAAAAACAGGAAAACGUUGGAAGGGAAGUACUAUAGGUGGCAGGGCCCCCACCCUGAGAUGUGACACCGUGUCCGUAUUAUGCGAACCCUCUGACAACCCCUCAGGUAAUGUGCCGCACAUAUACGCGCGUGUGCACUGGAGAAACGCUUGGAGAAACGCCCUUCGUACAUCUGCUCUUGAGGGAACUCAUGUGGCAGUUUGUUGGGAGCAACCGUGGUGCACGGAUCGAACGCAUUUUCAACAUUGGACUUUCCCCCAACGGGCUCGUCAAUUUCGUUCAACGGCAAAAGUUGCAAAGUGAAGUCGAAACGAAUUUCCCGCAACAAAUUCUUUUUCUACCUGCCUCUUUAAAUAUCAUCGGAAAAUAUCUUCGUCGGAAGAAGGUUUGGAAAAUUUGGACUGGAGCGUCUCGAACCCGAGACUUGCUAUUCUUCGUGUAUCGUGAUAUAAUCGUGAAGAAAUAUUUAGAGGAGAAAUAGAAAUCGAAAGAAAAUGUGCAAGCCACGCCACGUUCCCGCGCAAGAGAUCAUCGUCUCACCACCUGCACGAAUGGUAACCUUCUCCCUCGAAACUUGGACAUCCCCCUCCUACGUGAGCACCGCUUUGCUGAUUCUCGUGAAUCAGAAACACCAAUAAUCGAAAGAAAGAUUCGAAAUCAACUUACAAAUGUGCGCGUCUCUCUAAAUAAUAAACACUGACUACCAUCUUCGCGUGCCAAUAAUAUAAAUAUGCUUCUAAUAUCUGUCGCAACGUAAGUAUCGCGUAAAGUUUCGAACACGUAGAUCGAAAUUAUUCUAAUUAAUUGCGAUAAAGCUUGCGAUAAAAAAUGGCGGAAAUAUCGGAACCGGCCCCCGUGCACUGUUACACAAAUCCCUCGUUUUGCCGGCAAUCGGAAUACAUACCGGAGGAUCAGGCCGGUGGUGGUGGUGACCUGCCACCACCGCCUCAAUUUCAAUGUGGCGGCGAGGAUCUACCACCGCCGCCUCCACCGUUGCAAUUGCAAUGCAACGGUGGCCAGACGAAUCCCGCGUUUCAAGAAAUCGGCGAGAACAGGAUCAGAGAGAAGUGCGGGGAGGCAGGUGGAGGCAGAUAUCGUUGUUACUUGGACGGUAACAGCGUUAACAACUCGGCGCAUCGAAGGUAUGGAAGCGUUCCGAUGGAGGAACACCGCUCUAUAUACAAUCAAAGUUCAAGGUACGAGUACAUAGAGGACGAGGAGAGGAGUCACGUUCAGAGAAGGGGUUCCCUGAGGUACGAGUUCAUUCCGCGCCAGCAGGUGCAACAACGUUCCGCACCGGCGGCCAACCAAGACGACGGGCGGGAACCGCAGAUGCCAAGUUGCCGGAACAACGGUGGAAGAUACGCCGUUGUACCGGGUGAUCAGGAUUACCAGGACGAAGAAGGCCCGUGGAACACGGUGAAACGCGUGUCUUCGGCGAGGGGGCAUAUCAACACGCCGCAAGGCCGUUAUAGCAGGGUGCCCUUGCAAGAAGAGGAACCGCCGGCUCUACCGGAACGAAACGGUCAGGAACUGUCCACCUCGCCCAAGAAUAACUUGGCUACGCAAAAAUUGCACGAGAUAUUAGCCACACCCAGGAAGCCAGCUCGAUCGAGAUCCGAGGAGAGGACCUUAUCUCCAAAGAGGCAAUACUCGUUCAAUCAAACCGGUACGCCACAAAGAAGAGCACUCACUCCAGGUGGUUCUCCGACCGGUCGAACGUUCAGCCCUACUCGUUCCACGCCACAUGGAACUCCACAAAAUCGUACAUUCAACGGGGGGCUUCACACUUCCACCCCGAACAAAGAGUCAUCGGCACGAAGAUGCCUACCAUUAUUGGAAAACCCGUCCCGCCAACAGGAUGUUGUUUGCCCGGCCAGCAAUUGUGGAAGGCUACGUUACAUUGGCACAGCUCCGGUCGACCUUGUAACGAUGGGUCAUGGUGACCCACCGCCUCGUUACGCAUACAUGGAAAAUGGACUAGAAUCUAUGCCGAUGGUGUCCGGUUCACCGAGGUAUCAAGUAAUACCUGCUGGACAGAAAAGAAACGGGUAUCAAAGCGUGGAAAGUGCCUUCAUCGCUAGAACCGCAGUUGUUCCACCGCUGUCACCGCCGAACAGCGACGCGAACACAACCUUGGCUAGCGGUUUAGAGAAGAAUGAUAGAAGAAACGCGCCGUUCUUGUUGGUCUUGGUUGGAAUUCUAACCUGCGGUUUGGCACUGUACUUGUCAUGGACUCAAGGAAGAAGGUAUUAUUACGACAGUGCGGCGGGUUGUGGCGCCUGUUGCGCCUUGGCAGGCGCUUGCAGAACGUUGAGGAAGACUUGGACAGGACUUGGACUCGCAGGAUUAUCGGCGCUCAGUUGCGCAGGGCUUUUGUUGCUCGCCGCCAAAUCUCCCAAACCCGGCACUCCUCUCCACGAUGUCACGGCCGGCGCUUUGUGCGGAGUUUCUUUACUCGGUGCCGUUUUGGCUCUGCUCGCGCUUCUGUCACCAAGGUGUAAUUUAGGCCGACACAGAAGAGUGCAUUCUUGGAUACCUCGUCUUUCGCCUUGAUUUCGUCAGAUUCUAUUCCUCU